This is a messenger RNA of Scophthalmus maximus (turbot), 1829 nucleotides long. It is a transcript of the gene usp14, whose product is annotated as ubiquitin specific peptidase 14 (tRNA-guanine transglycosylase). Gene Ontology annotation, molecular function: proteasome binding; protein binding; cysteine-type deubiquitinase activity. The transcript has 16 exons. Gene Ontology annotation, biological process: regulation of proteasomal protein catabolic process; proteasome-mediated ubiquitin-dependent protein catabolic process; protein deubiquitination. NCBI's taxonomy places the organism in Eukaryota, Metazoa, Chordata, Actinopteri, Pleuronectiformes, Scophthalmidae. The record is from RefSeq and is a predicted model, not a curated record. The coding region runs from base 266 to 1741 and encodes 491 amino acids.
UUUUGUUCAUGUGGGAUCUAGCUUCAGUCAAGUGUCUCUACAUGAUCUGGGUGUGUUUGGUCUGGCGGCUGGAUCGUCUGCAGGCUGCCGCAGGCCGGUUGGUCGAACUCCGAGCGCAUCGAUAAGUUCCCAGCGUGUUGUUGCAGCGUCAUUCUGUUUGAAUGAAGUUCAGACCCAGAACUAGCCAAGUCUUCGUUCGCGCCCCGGUCGACGAACAAGGGAAAAAAAAACAACAAAGAGCUGAGGGAGUGAAAGCUUGUCAACCAUGCCGGUGUUUACAGUGAAUGUGAAAUGGGGCAAAGAGAAGUUCGACGCGGUCGAGCUGAACACCGAGGAGCCACCCAUGGUCUUCAAGGCGCAGCUCUUCGCCCUGACAGGAGUUCAGCCGGACCGACAGAAGGUCAUGGUGAAGGGAGGCACCCUGAAGGAUGACGAGUGGGGAAACAUUAAACUGAAAAAUGGCAUGACUCUGCUGAUGAUGGGCUCCGCAGAGGCCCUGCCCGAGGAGCCUGCUGUCAGGCCAAUGUUUGUCGAGGAUAUGACCGAGGAGCAGCUGGCGUCAGCGAUGGAACUGCCUUGUGGGCUGACAAACUUAGGCAACACCUGUUACAUGAACGCCACAGUGCAGUGUUUGCGUUCAGUGCCGGAGCUGAAAACUGCCCUCAGAAGGUACUCAGGUGCUCUGCGAUCUUCAGGGGCAAACGCUCCAUCGCAAUAUAUCACAGCAGCCCUUCGUGACUUAUAUGAGACCAUGGAUAAGACCUCGUCCAGCCUCCCUCCCAUUAUUUUGCUGCAGUUCCUUCAUAUGGCCUUUCCCCAGUUUGCUGAGAAGGGGGAUCAGGGACAGUACCUUCAGCAGGAUGCGAACGAGUGCUGGCUGCAGAUGAUGAGAGUGCUCCAACAAAAGUUGGAGCCGCUAGAGCAAGAGACUCCCAUGGAGACCGAGUCCGAGAGUGGAGUGGCUUCUGCCUCUGCCAAGAAGAACUUCAUCGACCAGUAUUUUGGCGUAGAGUUUGAAACUUCCAUGAAAUGCACAGAGGCUGAGGAAGAGGAGCCGAUCAAAGGCAAGGAGAGUCAGCUCCAGCUCAGCUGCUUCAUCAAUCAAGAGGUCAAAUACCUUGCGACAGGACUCAGGCUGAGACUUCAGGAAGAAAUCACAAAAAUGUCUCCAUCCUUGGAAAGAAAUGCCCUGUAUAUAAAAUCUUCAAAACUCAGCCGUCUCCCUGCCUACUUGACUGUCCAAAUGGUCCGAUUUUACUACAAGGAGAAGGAGUCCGUCAACGCAAAAGUCCUUAAGGAUGUCAAGUUCCCUCUUAUGCUGGAUGUGUACGAGCUGUGCACUGCGGAGGUCCAGGAGAAAAUGCUGCCAAUCAGGUCAAAGUUCAAGGAUGUCGAGGAUAAGAAGCUAGAGAAACAGCAGGAAAAGGUGGUGAAGAAGCCAGAUGCAGCAAAAGCAGUGAAGUACGAGCCCUCCUCAUUCUCCGACGACCUCGGUUCCAACAACAGCGGCUACUACGACCUGCAGGCGGUGCUGACGCACCAGGGUCGCUCCAGCUCCUCAGGUCACUACGUGGGAUGGGUCAAAAGGAAAGAAGAUGAGUGGGUCAAGUUUGAUGACGACAAGGUGAGUGUGGUGUCUCCGGAAGACAUCUUGCGGCUGUCCGGCGGCGGAGACUGGCAUAUAGCAUAUGUUCUACUGUACGGCCCGCGGCGACUGGAAAUACUUGAAGAGGAACAGUAGCUGUGGAAGAUUUCCACAAAGACGACAUCCAACACGCGUACAAAAAGCACUGUCUGCAUAGAUGUGCAAUAAAACCGGUGUCUUUAAA